CGGGCGGGGCAUGGGGAGCUGGAGUCUAUCCUUCACUUUUCUUCUUAGCCUGCUUCUUACCUUAUAUCUCUCUAUCUCUCUCAUUCUCUUUCUCUUGGCAUCUGGACCUCUGCCUUGAAGCUGAGGGAAGAGUGGACAGACUGAGGAUAUGGUGAACGUUUCUCAACUUGCAAAGAGAGAGAGAGAGAGAGAGAGAGAGAGAGAGAGCCAGGAAAUUCCAUUGGAUUCCAUAAGAAGUUAAGUUGUUCAGAAGGAGAGGGUGUAGGUCUCCACUGGCGAGAAGAGGCAGUGCUUAAAAAUCGCAAUGGCUCUGGAGAGCUUCACUGAACUAUUGCACAGGCUGAAGGAUCUUCACGAGAGAGAGAUUGAAGGAUGGCAAGAGAAGGUUUUGGAACUGACCAAUCAGAAAUGCUGCAGCGAUACAAAAAGAAUGGAGGAGCUGUUCAACAAGAACCAGCUGCUACGAGAGCAACAGAGGCUUCUGACAGAGAACAUUAAACAGCUGGAAAACAGGUUAAGGGCAGGCCUGUGUGAUCGGUGCACGGUCACCCAGGACGUAGCCAAGCGGAGACAGCAGGAGUAUGAAUCCUCACAGAUCCAGAGUCUCCAGCACAUCACUGUCCUCGUGAGUGAGAUGAAUGCGCUCAAGAAGGAGAACAAGAGGCUGCAAGAUGAAGUUAAGAACCUGCGGGGGGCGCUUGAUGGUCAGAGCAGUCAGGAUUCACUGGCUCCUGCCCCAGAGAUCAGGCAGGCACCAGAUCCUUCGCUCUCUGCAACGGCUUUAAUUGCAACAGCCAUAAAAGCCAGCAAGCAGCCACAAGGGGGCACCACACCUGGCCUGACGAUCGUAAAAAGUGACCCAGAUCAGAACAGCUGUGUCAUUGAAGAGAGGUUUCCAGGAUAUAGGAAGCAACAGAGCUGGAAUGGACAUGAAAGUCAAAUGGCACACAGGGUCCAUAUUCCUGCUUCCAUCUCCCCAGGACAGAGGGCAGAACAGCACACUGUCCGGGGACCCAUAGCUGGAGAGAAGAGGGUGCACAGUGUGGAAGCUAUGGAGCCACGACUUUCCCCCAGCUCACCUUCGCUUCCCCCCCCUUCAUCCCUGGUCUUCUUAAAGAACCUCCCUUAUUCCUCCUCCUCACCAUCUACCAUGGCGGAAGAGAAGCCUGUUCGUAACGUGCUCCACGCUCCGGUUCCAUACCGGCCCCGCCCCAUUAAGACACCCCGCCUCUCGCUGCCCUGGUCCCUGACGGAGCAGCCAGACUGGGCGUCCCUUGGGCCCUUGUGCGGCAUUGGGGUUGGGCCCCAUCAGACACCUUCUCUAACAGAAAACAGCAAGGGCCUGCUGCUGGUGAAGGACCUGAACCAGAAUGGAAAGAGGGGCAUGGAGCCGCACAGGGCUGAUAGAGAUGCCCCCCAGCUCUACAGCACCGCCCUAUCUUUGAGGAGGGCCAUGUCAGCAGAGCAGGCAGCGAGAAAGGACAAAACAGAGGAGAGAGCAGCAGGGCCAGUCUGGUGGAAUUCCAACAUGAGGCAACCGGAAAGGAUAUUUGGAGAGAACCUGCGAGACGGUGAGACAGAUGCACCUCUUGACCUCUCUGACCCUGGGAAGGGCAAGCUUGGCGAGCACCAGCAGUUUUAUGAGACCAGUCCAGCCUUGCUGGACAAGGGUGUUAAAGAGGAAGAGCAAUUAUCUGGCAGGAUGGACACUCCCACCCAGACAUCAACAGGCUCCUCCUCUUCCUCUUCGUCACCACUGGUGCACAGCUCACCCUCCUCUGCUUGCUCCACCAGCAGCCUACAGCAGGAGCAAGGACAGCACAAACAGCAGCAAGACACACUGGACCAAGAUGAAUCAAUGGAAGCCAAACAAGAUUUGAACUCAGAACUAUGCGCAAAUGCAGGGGAAAAGAAAGUACCUGCUCUGACCAUCUCUCUUCAUCCAGUGGGUGUCCUGGAGGCACCGAAGCCAGGAUCAGAGAAGAAGGAUUCAUGUGAUGGUGAGAUGGACCUGGAGCUCCCUCCAGAGAACAAACUGGAGGAGCAAUCAGAGGACGUUCUCUCCUCUUUUGAGAUGAGCCAAAAUGGGAAGAGGAAGACAAGAGGGCAGUUUACAGGGAGAGAAGGAAAGGAGGGUGAAGUUGAGCCCUGGAUGGCAGGUGAAAACACAGAGUGUCGUGGAGCAGAGCUGAUGACCCCCAAACAGCACGGCCAGAUGCAUGUACAAUGAGAGAGCAUCGUUUAUAGACAACGUCUAACUAUACUCCUCCAAACGGCUGUGCUGAGCAUCUGCUUCCACUGGAAGACUUUACCCAGCAUCCAUCAUUUUACUAAUGUGGAAAGAGGGGUGCCCACUAAAAAGUGAAUAAUAGUCACCACUGAAAUUUCUGUUAAUAGAAACUUUACCAGCAGAGCUCAGCACUGUGCUGCUGUGGGGAAGGCCAAGGAGGACUCUGGCACCAGCAUGUAUCCCCUAUAAAGAAGAACUUGUACAGCUAAGAGGAAAACAUGAAAAACAAAAUCCUUCUUGUGGCUUUAAGCACUUCAGUGUUGCAGCCCCAAACAAGCAUUGGGUUGCAUUUUUUGCAUCUAGUGUUACCACCUUCCAUCCUCCUGUUCAUGAGGUCAUUCUCUCCGUAUAACCCAAGAAUGACCCCAAAUCACACACAAACUCAUAUCACACUCAUACCACACACAAGCACACAUGCACACACACACACACACACACACA
This is a messenger RNA of Anguilla anguilla (European eel), 2731 nucleotides long. RefSeq names its product retinoblastoma binding protein 8-like (gene rbbp8nl). Gene Ontology annotation, molecular function: single-stranded DNA binding; Y-form DNA binding; damaged DNA binding. Gene Ontology annotation, biological process: DNA double-strand break processing involved in repair via single-strand annealing; double-strand break repair via homologous recombination. Gene Ontology annotation, cellular component: site of double-strand break. NCBI's taxonomy places the organism in Eukaryota, Metazoa, Chordata, Actinopteri, Anguilliformes, Anguillidae. The transcript has 16 exons. The record is from RefSeq and is a predicted model, not a curated record. The coding region runs from base 305 to 2230 and encodes 641 amino acids.